Molecule: messenger RNA, 273 nt
Organism: Prunus armeniaca (apricot)
Lineage: Eukaryota; Viridiplantae; Streptophyta; Magnoliopsida; Rosales; Rosaceae
Source: the annotation of a GenBank genome assembly
AUGCAUGCAUGCAACACUGUCUUCAGCAUCAUGUUCAAAUUGAACUUAACAAUAGCAUGGUGGAGAAAAGAGGAUACAUAUGGUGAAAAGGAUGCCUUGAAGGCAUAUAAAGUUGCUCAGGAUGAAAGUGACGGUACUUCUGUUGAGGCUGAAGGUGACAAGGUUUCAUCAGCGCUCAUAGACAAGGUGGAUGCAAUGCUUCAAAAUCUUGAGACGGAAAUUGAUGAUAUAGAUGCGCAUAUUGGUGAUCGCUGGCAAUUACUUGACAGGUGA